AUGUGCAUUAGUCUCAAUCCGACUGAAGACAUGGAUCUUCCNUUAGUCUCUGUCUACUAUCAAAGAAUUGUGCUGAAGGCUCGGCCGGUGGGGAAUGCACUUGUAGAGCAGUACUAUGACCACUUGAAAAACUCCCCGGAGCUUCUCCAUCAGUUUUAUAAAGAUGUCAGUAAGAUUACGCGCCCUGGACCUGAUGGAGUAAUGCGUUCCUCUACACUACAGGAUAUGGUUCAGGAUCUUGAUAUGCUAUCUUCUGGAGGUUUUGAUUCGGUUGAGGUAACCAGUGUCACGUCCCAAGACUCUCACAGUAGGUGUAUCUUCGUCGAUGUUUGUGGCGAUAUCACUUCACGCGAGAGACCUCCAAGGAACUUCACACAAAUUUUCUUUCUUGCUCCCCAAGAAAUCGGCUACUUUGUUUAUAAUGACGUGUUCAGGUUUCUUGACAUGUCCGAGGCUAAUGAUGCAGCCAUUCCUUCUGCUAACGCUGCGGUAACUGAGGGUAAAGCCAUUUGCAUUAAAAAUCUUCCUCCAUAUACAACCAUUGCCUCACUUGAGGAUGAGUUUAUGCAGUUUGGAGAAAUCAGAAGAGGUGGAAUUGAAAUUAGGAGCAAAAUGAGCUUUUCUUAUGGCUUCGUGGAGUUUAAGGAAGAAAAUGCCGCCCAGAAGGCAAUAGAGGUAAACGCUUUUGGACCUAAAGACAUUUGUUUAGCAUUUGGUCUGACUACAGAAUUGCAGAACUGUCUACUUUGGUUUUGA
Messenger RNA from Camelina sativa (false flax), 756 nucleotides. The record is from RefSeq and is a predicted model, not a curated record. Lineage: Eukaryota; Viridiplantae; Streptophyta; Magnoliopsida; Brassicales; Brassicaceae.